Colletotrichum godetiae is the source of this 2136-nucleotide messenger RNA. Its product is annotated as beta-glucosidase 6. The coding region runs from base 1 to 2136 and encodes 711 amino acids. Lineage: Eukaryota; Fungi; Ascomycota; Sordariomycetes; Glomerellales; Glomerellaceae. Gene Ontology annotation, molecular function: beta-glucosidase activity. The transcript has 2 exons. The record is from RefSeq and is a predicted model, not a curated record. Gene Ontology annotation, cellular component: cell surface; extracellular region. Gene Ontology annotation, biological process: glucan catabolic process.
AUGGCGCCCGGUGAAUCUUCGAGGCCGUCGUCGCAUCGACCACGAGACUCAUCGGGCAAGAAACACCAUCACAAGAAACGACGAUCGCGCGCAGAGGGAUCCAGACGGCCGGCCACGGACUCGGGCGAGAGCAGGGACGAGAGGAGAUCGCAAACGCUAUCCGUGGAUGCAUUGGCAAAGCUGAACCAGGAUAACGUCAAGAGGCAAAAGAGAAGGGAGAAGAAAGAGUCAGGCGCGGGCGCUGGUAGGCCAUCGAGGGACACAGAAGCAGAUGCAGAACGGCGGGAGAGACGGAGGGCACGACGCGAAGCCGCCUACCGGGAUGCGCCCACAGAACGGCCAAAGAGGGUGAGGCGAGAGGAGGAUAGGGAAGUGGUGUAUGAGAAGCCCAGGAAAGAGCACAAGAACAAGAAGAAACGUGUGGUCAGCGGCGCUAUCAUGGAGGAGGGACGUUCACGAGGGCAUUUGAGAGGUGGAGGAUGGAACAGCUCCGACCACAGCUUCGAGAAGGAAUAUCUCAUGGAGGACCCUCCGAAACCGGUAAAGAAGCGGAAGAAGCUUUGGAUAUGCCUCGGUGUCUCAUUAGUGCUUCUCAUCAUCAUCAUCGUAGUAGCGGUGGUGGUCAGCAAGAACAACAAUAAGAGCAGCAACACGAAAACGACCCUCGACGACGGGAACAAGGACAGCGUCCCGAUGAAGUGGCGCGGCACCUAUCUCGAUCCGUGGUCGUGGGAGGACACAACCGACUUCAAUGUCACCUUCACCGACCAAAUGGUCGGCGACCUGCCCGUCAUGGGCCUCUACACCGACUGGGACGACUCGGCAAAGGCAAACGACAAGGUGCCGGCGCUCAAAGACGCCUGGGGCUCCUACGGCUCACGGCCUGCCCGCGGCGUCAACGUCGGCGGCUGGCUGAACCUCGAGCCCUUCAUCACCCCUUCCCUCUUCAACUACGACUCUCGCCUCGGCAUCAUUGACGAGUACACGCUGUGCAACCACCUUGGCACGAAGCAGACGGCCGAGGUGCUCGAGAAGCACUACUCGACCUUUGUCACCGAGUCCACUUUCAAGGAAAUCGCCGACGCCGGCCUCGACCACGUCCGCAUCCCCUUCAACUACUGGGCCGUCGAGGUCUACGACGGCGACCCCUACCUCUUCCGCACCUCGUGGCGCUACCUCCUCCGCGGCAUCGAGUGGGCUCGCAAGUACGGUCUCCGCGUCAACCUUGACGUCCACGGCCUGCCAGGAAGCCAGAACGGUUGGAACCACUCGGGUCGCCAGGGCGCCAUCGGCUGGCUCAACGGCACCGACGGCGCGACAAACGCCCAGCGCAGCCUCGACAUGCACGACCGCCUCUCCAAGUUCUUCGCCCAGGACCGUUACAAGAACAUCAUCGCCUUUUACGGCCUCGCCAACGAGCCGCGCAACGUGGACCUCAACAACGCUGACGUCGUCUCGUGGACUGCGCAGGCCUACAAGCUCGUCAAGGGCAACGGCAUCGGCGGCGUCGUCGUCUUUGGUGACGGCUUCAUGGGCUUGGCCAACUGGCAGGGCAAAUUAACGGGCUACAGCGAUCUCGCGCUCGACGUGCACCAGUACGUUAUUUUCAACACUGAUCAAAUCGUCUACACGCACAAGAAGAAGGUCGAGUACGCCUGCAGCGGGUGGACGGAGCAGACGGAGCAGUCCAUGGAUACCUCCACAGGCUACGGCCCGACGCUGUUUGCCGAGUGGUCUCAAGCCGACACGGACUGCGCCAAACAUUUAACGAAUGUCGGCUGGGGUAACCGGUGGACGGGCACCUACAACACGGGCAACGCGACGACGUCGAUCCUCGAGCCGCGGUGUCCGACCGAGGACAGCAAAUGCGACUGCGACACGGCCAACGGCGACGCGGGCGGCUUCAGCAGCGACUACAAGAAGUUUUUGCAAAUGUUUGCCGAGGCGCAGAUGCACUCGUUCGAGAAGGGGUGGGGGUGGUGGUACUGGACGUGGGAUACGGAGAGCGCGCCGCUGUGGAGUUAUAAAAAGGGCCUCGCGGCCGGGAUCCUGCCGGCCAAGGCGUAUGAUCGGGACUUUGACUGCUCCGGGACCGUGCCGGACUUUGGAAGCCUGGCGGAGACCUACCGGAUGUGA